Messenger RNA from Trichosporon asahii var. asahii CBS 2479, 1194 nucleotides. Its product is annotated as histidinol-phosphate transaminase. Bases 1 to 1194 code for a protein of 397 amino acids. Gene Ontology annotation, biological process: L-histidine biosynthetic process. The record is from RefSeq and is a predicted model, not a curated record. The transcript has a single exon. Gene Ontology annotation, molecular function: L-histidinol-phosphate:2-oxoglutarate transaminase activity; pyridoxal phosphate binding. NCBI's taxonomy places the organism in Eukaryota, Fungi, Basidiomycota, Tremellomycetes, Trichosporonales, Trichosporonaceae.
AUGGCGAUCCUCGGACUCAAGUCGAAGGGACCCUCCAAGCCCGCCCACUACGACAUUGAGCGCAUCGUGCGCCCCAACAUCCUCGCCCUCACCCCGUACCGCUGUGCCCGCGACGACUACUCUGCCGGCGUGCUCCUCGACGCCAACGAGAAUGCGUACGGUCCCUCGAUCGCGAUCGAGGAGCAGAAGGACAGCGCCGCGGCGUCCGCGCUCGCGUCCAUGAGUGCGGCGGACAUUGCCCAGCUGAACCGGUAUCCGUCCCCGACCCACGACGAGCUGAAGCAGGCGAUCGCCAAGCUGCGCGGUCUCCCGAAUGAGGACUGGGUCUUCCUCGGCGUCGGCAGCGACGAGGUCAUUGACAUGCUGUUCCGCUGCCUCUGCGUCCCCGCCAAGAACAAGGUCAUGGUCACACCCCCGAGUUACGGCAUGUAUGGUGUGACGGCGCAGGUCAACGACGUGGGCAUUGUCAAGGUGCCGCUCGACGAGGACUUCCACGAGGCCGGCAUGGACGCCGCGUUCGCCGACGACGUCAAGCUCCUCUUCAUCUGCUCCCCGGGAAACCCGACGAGCACGCUGAUCCCGCUCGACGCCAUCCGCCGCAUCGCCGAGAACCCGCGCUUCAAAGGUCUCAUCGUCGUCGACGAGGCGUACAUCGACUUUGCGCCCGAGGGCACCUCGGCCGUGGAGCUCGUCAAGGAGUACGCCAACGUGUGCGUGUCGCAGACGCUGUCCAAGUCGUUCGGCCUGGCCGCCAUUCGUCUCGGAUACCUGAUGGGCGCCCCCGAGCUGAUCCAGGUGCUCACGAACGCCAAGGCGCCAUACAAUGUCUCGCUGCCCACUGCCUCGCUCGCGCUUGCCUCCGUGUCCGAGUCUGGACUCAAGGUGUGGGAGAAGAACACGAAGCAGCUGAACGCGAACCGCGACCAGCUCAUCCGCGACCUGCAGACUGUGCCGAACAUUGGCCGCAUCCGUGGCGGCAACCACGCCAACUUUAUCCUCGUCGAGGUGCUCACGGACGGCAAGCCCGACUCGAAGCGCGCAUUCGACGUGUACAAGAACAUGGCCGAGAACCAGGGCGUCGUCAUCCGCUACCGCGGCAGCGACCACGGAUGCGAGGGCUGUGUCCGCAUCACGGUCGGCACUGAGGACGAGUGCAAGCAGGCCGUCGAGAAGCUCCGCGGCCUCCUCGCAUAG